Messenger RNA from Labrus bergylta (ballan wrasse), 3155 nucleotides. RefSeq lists its product as uncharacterized. The record is from RefSeq and is a predicted model, not a curated record. Lineage: Eukaryota; Metazoa; Chordata; Actinopteri; Labriformes; Labridae.
AGUACGGCUGAUUUGCAACCCGCCGAAGCAACAGCGGCGAAGGAGGAAAAAUGUCGAUGUCCCCGACGCGGACCGUUCUAGGAUCAGUGUCCUUUUAGGAAAAAAAUCUGACGGCGAUUCGAAUGAAACUUCUUCUGUGCUGUUGUCUUGACUCAUUAUGAGCCUGUACAAAGAAAGUGAGCUGUUCUAACAGUGGCAGUGUGGGGCAUUUUACCUUCGCUGCAAAGAGGGGGAGUCAGCUUACGUUCUCCCUUUUGUCAGGUCAUCUCGAGGCAAAACCGUUUAAGAAAAGAGGAGUAUACAGUCACACUACAUGGGCCUCUGAGGUAACCUGAUCUGAUCAUUAAAGCCUCCUGAGCCUCCUCCCUCAGCUGGACAAGUAAAAGUUAAACUCAAGGUAUGGACCCAUCUACCAGGGUGGUGGGUCUGGAUGCCCAGGGGAACAUGGUUUUCACUGUGGUAAAACCUGUAAUGGGCAUCUUUCAGGUGUCUUCAGAUCAAACAGGAGGUGUGGCACAGGGCAGCAUGGGCCUUCAGUCUUUAUCUGAAAACACGCUGAUCCUCCCGCAAGCGCAAGGACACUCACAGCUGGACCACAACCAGGUGGAAAUGCAAACCAUACAGACUCAUAUGCACCCCAGAUUCACACCCAGAUGCAGGUAUCUGCCCCAGAACAGAUAGAGAAUGUGUCUCAGAAUCAGGACCCUCCAUCGAACUCGAGCACAACUACAGAGUCGGCUACUCAGAUGCCUUUUGCGGAGGUGUCGUCACUCCUGGAUCCGAACAUGAAAGGAUCGAAAGCAAGGAAGUACCUCAUCUCGUACGAUGAGAUCAAACGGCGGCUGCAGGCCCCGGAGAAGAUGUCCCUGCGCUCCCUGGCGGCCUACACUCGGGUCAGCAGAGGCCCGGCCAGCAAGAAAACUCUCCUGGAGUCGCUCAGCGUCCUCGGCCUGACACCGAGCACGACCACCUCUGUGUCCUCGUCUUUCUCCAAACUCACAGAAGGCGACACUGGAGCUCUGUGCGAUGAUCUGAAGGAUUUUGCUCAUGACUACAUUGACUAUGGCAACAUGUCAAAACAGCUCAUUCCCGAGAUAAAUACAGUUCAACACUGGUCUAAAAUUAUUGAAACUAAAAACCACCUGGAGGACAUGAGGAAAUGUUUCAGGGACCCCGUGAACAGCGGUGCGUUUGAUAACGUCACGCAUGGCCUCGGCCUGGGAAUGCUGGACGUGGCACUGGACAUGGUCGUCAUGGUGAUAGAUCAGCAGAUCCGGAUCCUGUCGGGCGCAGCAGCGUCAGACCCGGCCGACUCGGGUCCACCGAUGCGGCGUAUCCGCAGGCGACACCGCAAGACCCGUUUGAAUGACAGUGAGAAGCCUCACAAGGUGUCCGGAGGGGUCAAAGAACAGGGAAAGGUCAUCUCUAAAGGUAAAGCACGCCGAGUCAGGAAGAAGAUACGACAGGAAACUGGAUCUACUGGUGUCGUGGAAACACAUACAGAACAGUGUAAGCCGGACGACGUGGAGAGUAAUGUCCUCACUCUGGUUUCUGUUGGAUAUGAAGCCGUCUCCACUGGGCUCAACACAACUGGAACUGUUUGAAACACAUGAAUGGUCUAUGAACCAAACAUGGUCCUAUUUAAAGGGACACUCGGCGAUGGAUCAAGGACACAACUCAGCCGGUCAUAACUCUUUUUUAAAAAGAAUUGUAGGAGUCCAGGGUCAAUGUACUAUGUUACACAUUAGAGCUAAUCAUAGGAAGAGUUUGACUUUUUUCUAAAUACACUUCAGAGUUAGUGUAGGUAUGUUAGUUACAUUUCCUUCAAUCAAACAUUUUCACUGAUUAAUACACGUUCGUAAUGGCAGAAUAAAAACGAUGAGUUUCAGCACGAUGUGGUCAUCUCAAACAUUUAGUAUUUUUCAUCGUGUUGAAGUCUUAGCUCAUGCAAACACUGCAGUUAAAGCUCUACUGAGGAGUUUUUCAGAUUGUCAUGAAAUAGACUAAAAUGGAAACAGAUUCCUCUUCAGGACCUACACAAGCAAAAAAAAAAGGGAAGAAGAUUGACUGUUUACACAAAGUUAUUUGUAAAGUCUAAAACAGCUUCCAGUGGUUGAUGUCAGACGAGGUGAUUAUCGGCAUGCUGACCAAACAGCCGAUUUUAUCAAGAUUCUCGAUAAGUGAUUCAUUGUCCACAGGGGUCGCCAAAAUCCACACAACCCAAAAAGUUUCUCACAUGAGCUUAAAGUUUAACGAUUGUCAUCAACAUUUUGUUAGUUCCCUCCAAAGCAGCUUAGUUAGCAAACAAGUAGGAGACUCUAGAGACACAAGCCGCCACACAAAGCAGAGCUGCUGUCACCAUGUUCUAACUGAACGUGACGGGACGUAUGGAUGAUCCCAUGCUGUAAGGACACGGUGUAACCUAGACCAAGUUAGACAAAGGAAUGAAAGCUAAAGGUAGACAGAAAGGAAGGCCUUUGCUAACUUAAUGCUGUUCUAAGUUCAUUUUAUGACGCCAACAGCAGCAGGUAACGUACAUCAAGACACACACAAGUGCAGCUGUGUGUCUAGAUGUAGACUUGCCACACAGACAACCUGAAACACUCAGUAUUUGCAGAAUUCUAUAAUCUGUGAUCCAUGCCUUGUGAUGUGACAGGAUGUCUGGAUUUAAUCCUCAGAGUGUUUCAAAUGUUUUCUUCUGUCUUCUAGUGUAUGCUGAGUAAAGCAAGCUGCUGCAGUUUUUACUGUAUAGACAGAAGAGUGGUAUCUAUGCUCUCUGUGAGCCUGGCAAGAAGGCAAUCAAGAGUUUCUCACACAAUGUCUAACUCCCUUUUUUCUCUAGAAGCAGGUUUCAUGUUGAAUGUCGUCUUACUGGAUCAGUAUAUUUUUCUAUGCUGUUUUUAGCCAGCACACAAAUCCUCACUGUUGUCUGUAUGAAUUCAAACACUGAGAAAAUCUUUUCCUACACAGGCCAAUAAGGUAGAAUAGAUUAUAUCAGAGGUCUAGAUUCUAUUUUUGCUGGUGUUUUCUCGUUGUAUUUAUUCACAUAUAGAUUUCCAUUUCAACGUUGUUCCAUACUACAUUGUUGUCAGAAGUCUGUUUUUACUUGAACCUUGUGAGUUGAGUAAAGUAUAAAAAAGUAAUUUUCAAAAACU